UGCUGAAAAAUUCAUGCAGACGAGGAGAUUCAAGAAAGUUGGUGGAGAUUUUAUAUAGAACUUCCAUGUCCAUAAAGCUCUUUUAAUUUGUUCUUCCUAGUGAAACCAAGUCUAAUCUAGAGCUCACUCCACCUGUUUGAUAAAAGUAUUUCCCCUCCAUUUCAAAUUCCUACUCCACUUCUUGUUUUCUUUUGUUUUCUUUCCCAGACAGCUCUUUUAAUUUUGGACAGCAGAGACGAGAUGUUUGCUGUAAAAGUUGAGGAGGGAAGAGAAGGCCACGGCGGGCAGCCAUCCGUGGGCCCCGUAUACCGGAAUCUGUUGGCUAAGGAUGAAUUCCCUCCUGCCGAUCCAUACUUAUCUACUGCUUGGGAACUCCUAAGAGCUUCUGUGGAGAAGCAUCCAACAAAUAAAAUGUUGGGGUGGCGAGAACUCGUUAAUGGCAAGUGGGGCCCAUAUGCUUGGAAAACCUACAGUGAAGCUUUCCAAGAAAUUCUGCAGGCGGGUUCUGCAUUACGAGCUCAUGGUGUCGAACCUGGUGCUCGAAUUGGAAUUUAUGGAUCCAACUGCCCUCAAUGGAUCGUAGCAAUGGAGGCCUGCGGUGCCCAGAGCUUUAUUUGUGUUCCACUGUAUGACACCCUUGGGUCUGGGGCUGUUGAUUUUAUAAUAGGCCACUCUGAGAUCGAUGUGGUUUUUGUCCAAGACAAGAAAGUGAAAGAACUUCUUAAUGCUGAAUGUACGCACUUGAAACGACUGAAAAUUAUUGUCUGUCUCACCUCACUAAAGAAGGAAGAGAAGGAUAAGGCUAUCUCCAUGGGGAUCAAGCCAUACUCUUGGAAUGAGUUUCUCCAAAUGGGUAAGGAGCAUCCAUGGGAGGUUACACCACCACAGCCGUUUAAUAUUUGCACCAUAAUGUACACCAGCGGAACUAGUGGAGAACCUAAAGGUGUCAUUUUGACACAUGAAAAUAUUGCAUCAGCUGCAAGAGGUUUGGAUCUUUUUAUGGACCAGUUUGAAGAUAAGAUGACAGUUGAUGAUGUGUACAUAUCAUUCUUGCCACUUGCCCAUAUCCUUGAUCGCAUGAUUGAAGAGUACUUCUUCUACAAGGGUGCUUCAGUUGGCUACUACCACGGGAAUAUCAAUGAGAUAAAAGAUGAUCUGGAGGAGUUGAAGCCGACCUUCUUGGCAGGAGUGCCUCGAGUUUUUGAAAGAAUCCACGAAGGUGUCCUGAAAGCACUAGAUGAACUCAAUCCAUUCAGGAGAGCAGUUUUCAACUUUCUGUAUAACUACAAACUCAAAUGGAUGAAGCUAGGCUACAAGCACAGAGCUGCAUCACGACUUGCGGAUUUGCUUGCUUUUAGAAAGGUAAAAGCAAGGCUAGGUGGCCGACUUCGCCUGAUAGUUUCUGGUGGUGCGGCGCUGGGCAGUGAGAUUGAAGAAUUCUUGAGGGUCACGUCUUGUGCAUUUGUCGUACAAGGAUACGGGCUAACUGAGACGUGUGGGUUGACCACGAUAUGCUACCCAGAUGAAAUGUGCAUGCUUGGAACGGUUGGAUCCCCAUUUGUAUACACAGAAAUACGUCUGGAAGAGGUUGCAGAAAUGGGUUACAACCCCCUUGGAGAGCCCUCGCGAGGGGAGAUAUGUGUCAAGGGGAAGACAAAUUUUGCAGGAUAUUACAAGAACCCAGAAUUGACUAGAGAAGUCUGUAAAGACGGGUGGUUUCACACAGGUGACAUUGGGGAAAUGUUGCCCAACGGAGUUAUAAAAAUAAUUGACAGAAAGAAAAAUCUCAUAAAGCUCUCUCAAGGAGAAUACGUCGCGGUUGAAUAUCUUGAAAAGAUUUAUGGUAUAGCGCCCAUUGUUGAAGACAUAUGGGUGUAUGGGGACAGUUUCAAUUCUAUGCUGGUUGCAGUGGUGGUUCCCCAUCAAGAGAACACCUCUAAAUGGGCGCAUCAAAACGGGCAUUUUGGCUCUUUUCAAGAGCUUUGCUCUCUUGAGAAGUUGGAGAAUCAUGUCCUCAUUGAGUUGAGGGCUAUUGCGGAGAGGAAUAAGCUAAGGGGUUUUGAGUACAUUAAAGGAGUCAUUCUUGAGCCCCAACUCUUUGAGCUCGGCAAUGACUUGGUUACAGCUACAUUGAAGAAAAGAAGAGAUAAAUUGUUCAAGCAUUACGAGAGAGAAAUCUCGAGUCUUUAUGAAAACCUCACAAGUGCACCUAAGAAGCAAUAGGUUCUAUCAUGGAUGUUCAAUGUGCGGCUGAAUUGUCUUUGCAGAAAGAAAUCUUCAUUGUGUCAUAUGUAUGAGUAUAAAGUUGUAUUGCAACCAUCAUUACACUAUCAUAAUUUCGAAUAAGAAGAGGUAAGUUCUGCAUUCAAACUACUCUAGUUUUGAGUGUGUUCAAACUAUUGAAGUUCUGAAUGUUUGGCCACAACAUCGCCGUCUGUUGAACCAACUUUUCAUGUGAAUCAACCCGUGUCAAUGUGUCAGCAAAGUACACACAGAAUACCCAUAUUACUAACAAGCCAGUGAAACAAAUUGUCAUUCAAUAG
Messenger RNA from Cuscuta campestris, 2543 nucleotides. NCBI's taxonomy places the organism in Eukaryota, Viridiplantae, Streptophyta, Magnoliopsida, Solanales, Convolvulaceae. The record is from the annotation of a GenBank genome assembly.